Messenger RNA from Selaginella moellendorffii, 1773 nucleotides. RefSeq lists its product as uncharacterized. The transcript is spliced from 2 exons. Lineage: Eukaryota; Viridiplantae; Streptophyta; Lycopodiopsida; Selaginellales; Selaginellaceae. Bases 95 to 1603 code for a protein of 502 amino acids. The record is from RefSeq and is a predicted model, not a curated record.
GGAACACAAUGCUGCUAUCGCCAUUCGCGCUGGGUAGGGUUUUAGCGAUGGCGCCCGAUUGAAAUCCUCUCUCGAUCUCUCUCCUCCGAUCGUCAUGUUCGCUUGGAUUUCGUGGAUUCUCGGCAGCAUCUUCGGCGCCAGGAGCGAGCAGCUCGUUGACAAGCUCGACAUUCCAGCGGAUUCCAAGCGCUUCGUCGCCGCAUUGCGCGUGCCGGAUGAUCCCUCGUGCAUUGUCUACCUCCUCACGGCGCAGGUACUCUCGGAAAGAUCAGUGAGGGAUGUGAAGCAGCUUGUCGCGGCUGCGAGGCCGCAUGCCGUGCUCGCGGCCGUGCAAUCGCACCGGAUGCUGGAAUUUCUCGAGGAGGAGCGGAUCGCCAGCGAUUUAGAUCACGGCGUCGUUGUGCCGGAUUCUUUUCUCGACGCCUUCACGGAUUUCUCUACCAGGGGUUACAGCAGCGAAAGCUUGGCGGUUUUCGACUUCCAGAGGAUCAUCUUUGGAACGACGUAUCAUGGCUAUGUUCUGGCGGCGAAGCACGCAGCGCUCCAGUCCGGAUCCAACUUCGGCGUUCUUCAGGUCUUUCUCGCGGAUGCUCCGGAAGCACAGCACCAAAGUCCGGACAACUGGAGUCUCGCAUUCUCGCGCCAUCUGCCAUCGACCAGCCGCCCGGAAUUCGCUGCUUCGUUCUUCCCGAUCUUUCUCAUGCUCGACCAGCUCAACGAUAGCAUCUGGCCUCGCACUCACGGAUCCAAUGCCGUCGCUGCGGCCGAGAGGAUCAUCGCCGACACCGCCGCAGGGAAGGAAGUAAGCAGAGAGUUGCUCGACUCGGUUCUUGGAUUCAGGGUGACGCUCGAGUACUUCCGGCUGUUACAACACGAUAUCUCGAGACGAAUAGCCAUGAACGCUCCGCCACCUUUUGCUUCGUCCUACACCGGGCUUCCAGACCAGGAAAAAUGCGAGGUGCUUCUCACGCAAGCUCUACAGAGGCAGGCCAAGCGGUCCAAAGUCGUGGUGGCGGUCUUGGAUGGAUCGCAGGUUUUGGGAGUUCGGAAAUACUGGAACGUCUUGGUGCCACCCGAAGCCGCAGCCAUGUCCGACUCCUUCUUGUUCUCGGCUGGGGAUGAUACAACCAGCACGGAAUUGGACGAAGCUGGGGGUAACUUAGUGGCACUGGGAGCUGGGGCUGCUGUGGUUGCCGGGGCUACGAAGUUUCUCUCGAGCAAGGCUCCCGUUCUUGCUAAGCUUCCAUGGGCGCCAUUCUCGCCAGCGCGCUCUUCGAUCGUCCGAGCUUUCGUCGGGCUCGCAAAGAGAAAGAGCAUCGGGGCAGUGCACUGGUCCUUCUACGGUCUCAUGCGCCAGCGCACGGGGAUGUCUUCGCUGAGGCGGCCGUGGGUGGUGUUUGGAGGAAGCGUUCUAACCGCGGUGGGACUGUUCUACGCGGACGACCAGAUCGGGGGUGCUGUGGAAGCGGUUCCAUCGGCGAUCUCGGUGGCUCGACUCGGAAGGGGGCUCAAGAACUUGAAGAGGACUGCUGCCGAGGCCAACAGUGAGACAGUGGACGAUCUCUACGGCCCAGCGUAUCGAGCUCCCAGGCUGUUCGACUGAGAUUUCGUCCAAGCUCGCAAUCACGGUAGCACAGGGAUGUACAUAGACCACGCCAAGGUUCUACUCAAAAUCUUUUCGGCACAAGAAAAAACGAAAGAGAUAUAGAAGAAAGCUCAUUUUUGUGAAACUCGAAGAGCUAGUCGAAUUUUAAAUUUGAAAUUGCCCGCCAA